Notolabrus celidotus (New Zealand spotty) is the source of this 5858-nucleotide messenger RNA. Its product is annotated as zinc finger protein 335-like. Gene Ontology annotation, biological process: brain development; positive regulation of neurogenesis; regulation of gene expression. The coding region runs from base 508 to 5265 and encodes 1585 amino acids. The transcript has 28 exons. NCBI's taxonomy places the organism in Eukaryota, Metazoa, Chordata, Actinopteri, Labriformes, Labridae. Gene Ontology annotation, molecular function: RNA polymerase II cis-regulatory region sequence-specific DNA binding. Gene Ontology annotation, cellular component: nucleus. The record is from RefSeq and is a predicted model, not a curated record.
AAUGCCUGAGUGGAAAGGGAGACUGCCUGCUGUAAAAUGGCGACGCCGAGCAGGCAGGAUGAAGGGCAGCUAGGCCCGUUGCUGGACGGCUAACCCCAACACACACGUUGUGUUGGAAGGAGCCUAGUCUGAUGUGUUUACUUUGUUAUAUCCAGACGUUUCAUUUAUGUUCAAACGGCUCAACAACACCGAAACUAUACUCGUUUUAACGGGAGUUAAUCGUUUCUGUUUCGUAGGCUGGAAGCUGACAACAGUGCAAGUCAGCCCGCUUGUAGCUAGCUGUAGUAGCCCACUAAUGUUACUUCAUGUGACACCAGCCCUACCAGCCUUUUAAAAACUCUGCUUCUCAGUAUGGCUGAUGUUAUGUCAAUUAUUCAGUCAUGUUCUACUACCACCACCCAAUAUCUAUAACUGUUACUGUUGACGAGCCUCAGUGUAAGCACUUAGUACAGCUACAUACAUAAGAAGCUUAAUCUUUGGUCAAGAGCAAACCUUACUUGUUCAAUUAUGGAUUCUGAGGAGAAUGAGGUAGAGAGCAGCAGCGAUGCAGGUCCCUCGGGGAUGGAGGAGCCAUCGGAAAGUGGCAUGGGUGUGGAGUCUUCUGAGGCCAUGUCUGCAGACAGCAGUGAUGCUGCCGCCUCUCAUACACACACCCCUGAAUCUGACUGCCAUGUGGGACAGAGCUCAGAAGGACUUGUGGUGUUCAUCCCAGAGACCAGCUCCAGCACAGAUGUCCGAGUUUCAUCUGUCCACCUCCCAGACUCCUCCUCUGUGGCCCAGUCCACCAGUGUGUCCAGUGUCUCCACAGUGACUCAGUCAGUGCUGGUGUCUGAGUCAGCCCAAGUUUUGGUCCACUCCAGUGCUGUGUCUGAGGGAGGCAUGAUGGUUUCUGACUCAACCGCUUCUACCUCGUCCGAUCUGGGUUCUGCCAUUGACAAGAUCAUAGAGUCGACCAUCGGUCCUGACAUCAUGAAUGGCUGCAUAGCUGUGACCAGUGCAGAGGAUGGAGGGGCCCAGUAUCUGAUAUUACAAGGACCAGAUGACGGUGCUCCUAUGGUAGCUCAGAUGUCAUCUUCAGCCCUAUCUGAUCGUAUAGCCAUAGAGGCUCUUGCAGAAGGCCCCACAUCCACAUGUCUGGACCAGGGAGACCUUCAGGGUAACCUUGAGCCUGACGAUCGGCCUGGUCCCUCUGGGUACCCAGAGGACAGCAGCAGUCACCCCGACCAGCCUCAACACUCUCACCCCUCACAGUACUUGGACUGCAGUGCAGAUGGUCCAGACCAAACAGGAGAAUCCUCAUCUUCCUAUGUGGAGUGUUCUAGUGAGGAACCCGACCAGACUCGCUCAAGGUCAGGUUUCCCAGACUACAGCGGUGACAACAGUGACCAGGACCUGCCUGGGUAUGUGGAAUGCAGUGGGGCGGACUCAAACCCUAUGAGCCGGGGACACUAUGUGGUGGAGUGCAGUGCUGGCUAUCUAGAGUGUGCAGUGGAUGAUGGAGAGCAACCGCAUCAUUCCCGCAGUUACAUUGACAGCAGUGCAGACCACAGGACUCAGACAAGUCGGCAAUAUGGGGCUGAAUAUGGGGGGGAAUGUGUUGCAGCUGCAGAUUCUGAGCAACCAGGUUGUUCUCAAUAUCGAGCAAGAGACGAUGAUGAGGACGAUGACGAGCAGAACCAGGAUCCGGAUCAGCCACAGCACUCACAACAGCAGCCCCAGCACUCGUGUUACAUGGAAAGCAGCAAUGGCCCUGAAGCCUCUCUCUAUAAUGAUGACAGUUCCUCUUCAGACCUCCCUCUGGCAGACACAGCAGGUUCAGGUGGGCUUCCUGAAGCACUGGAGUGCAGCGAGAGCCAGCCUGGGCCCUUCAUCAGCAGCAGUGGGACUUACACCUCAAAUCCAGAACCUGAGCUGGCCCAACAGUGCUCACCAAGCCAAGAGGAACCUCAAGGCUCUCAGGGGCCACAAGAUGAAGCUGGGAUGGUCAGUGAAAUGGAGACGUCAAUGGUGGAGGCAGGUUCAGGAGACAGAGCACCAAACCUGGCCGAGUUGGAAGAGAUGAUGGAAGUUGUGAUUGUGCAUCAGUUCAAGUGUAAAAUGUGUCCCUACAAGAGUGCUUCCAAAGACACACUUAUUAACCACAUGAGAGACAAACACUUUAAACCUGCAGGGGAAAUGCUAAAGAAGCGCAAACGAGGGCGACCUCCUAAAAGUGAGACGUUGGCCCGUCGCAAUGCAGAGAAGAAGGAAGCUGAAGAGAAGAGGGUAGCAAAGGUGAAGACUGCAGCGUCUCAACAGGCAGAAGAAGAGGAUGAUGAUAUUGUGGAUGCCGGUGCUAUUGAUGAUGCUGAAGAGGAUAGUGAUUACAACCCAGCAGAUGAGGAUAGCAAUGGAAGACCACCUGUCAUUCUGAAGAAACCUACUCCUCCAAUCUCUUCCUCAACUCAAGGGCGUCCUCGACGUAAGGUUGGUCGUCCCAGGAAAUACAGUCUUUUAGAGGAAGGCUACAACAAAAAAGAGGCAGAAAGUAUCAAUAAGAAGCCAAGGAUAAGCACAGAUGCUAGUGCACCUGCUGAGGCAACUUCUUCCGGGUUAAACAAUGGUCCUGUCAUGGAAACUGAUGGAGACACAGCUGAAGCAGCAAUAAGCCAAUCAGACUCUGAGAACAAAGACCCUUCAUCCAACUCACAGCCAGAAGAGGAGUUCUUCCCGAGGAAACGCGGCCGACCUUCCAAGCGUUUUCUUCGCAAGAAAUAUAAGAAGUAUAUAAAUCGAAAUCGGUACUAUAAAUCCCUCAAACCACUCCAGAGACCUCACAACUGCUGGAUCUGCGGCUCGCGCUUCCUCACUCAGGAAGAUUUGCGCUUCCAUGUGGACUCUCAUGAAGGCAAUGACCCCGAACUCUUCAAGUGCCUCCAGUGCAACUAUCGCUGCAAGCGCUGGUCAUCACUUAAGGAACACAUGUUCAAUCAUGAAGGUACAAAGCCGUUCAAGUGUGAGGAGUGUGACUACACAAGUGUUUACAAGAAAGAUGUGCUCCGCCACUCAGCUAUCCACAACAAAGACAAGAAAAAAAAGACAGAGACGGUACCAAAGGUUUCAGAGUUCCUCUGCCCUGUGUGUCACAGGGUUUAUCCCAUGCAAAAGAGACUGACCCAGCACAUGAAGACUCACAGCUCAGAGAAGCCACACAUGUGUGACAAGUGUGGCAAAUCCUUCAAGAAACGGUACACAUUCAAGAUGCACCUACUAACCCACAUCCAGAGUCUUGGAGACAGCAAGUUCAAGUGUGAAUUUUGUGACUACACUUGCGACAACAAGAAGCUGCUGUUAAACCAUCAGCUGUCACACACCAACGACCGUCCCUUCAAGUGUGACUACUGUAAAUACUCCACUUCCAAAGAGGAAUUCCUGGUUUCACACCUGGCCAUCAAACAUACAGGAGAGAAGCCUUUCUCUUGUGAGAUGUGUCACUUCACAACCAAGCAUAGGAAGAAUUUGCGCCUUCACGUACAGUGUCGUCAUCCUGAGGCGUUUGAAGAGUGGUCGGUGUCUCAUCCCGAGGAGCCCAUCAGGAGGCGACGCAGACCUUUUUUCACGCUACAGCAAAUUGAGGAGCUCAAACAACAACAGCAUGAUGACACACAGGGCCUGCAGAACACCAUUGUUGCAGUGGAUUCUGCAACACUACAAGCCAUGCAGGGUAUAGAAAAUGCAUCAGUGUCUCAGGAUGAAUUGGGAAAUACCACCAUCAUAUACGAACAAGCUGAAUCCAGUGAUAUGUCUGCUCAGAAUGCUCUCGACCUGCUGCUGAAUAUGAGCAAUGCGCGGGAGUUGGUUGGAAACGGCCUACAGGUGGCAGUGCUGAAGUCUGAAGGCAAAGCUUUGGAAAAAGGCAUGUGGAGCACAGUGACCACAGCAGCAGGCCAGACCCAAAAGGUGGUGACCUUCCAUGUGUCGGAGAACGGAGAGACGGUGUUGCAAGAGGCCUAUGAGGCGGCCACCUCUGAAGCAGGAGAGCUCACCCAGAUCGCCAUUGAAGCCUAUGAGAGUGGAGGAGAGUUCAGUGUUGUUGAACAGGCUGCCGAAGGGAAUCAGAGCCCUGAAUACAGUAAUGUUGAGAGCAGUCCGUCUCAGACUGCUGAAGUAUCGGGAUCAGAGGGCCUGAAAAGUGACAAGUUCUACCUUUCUUCCGCCCUGCCUGAUGGUGUUCUACAACAGGUUGAGCUGAGCAGUGAAGCUCCAUCCUCUCCCUCUACUGUGAGCUCUCCCAGUCUUAGCACCAAGAGGUUUUCCUGCAGAAUAUGCAUGGAGUCCUUCCACGGGCGCUCGGAUAUGGAGAACCACAAGAGGGCACACUUGGAUCCUAGCACUUUUAAGUGUCCUGAUUGUGACUUUACAUCAAAUUCCUGGCUUGAGGUUAAGACUCACAUGGAGCUGCACUCCUAUCUCCGCCCUCACAAGUGUCCGAACUGUAGCUUUGCCUCCAAGAACAAGAAAGACCUGCGCAGGCACAUGAUGACACACACCAAUGAGAAACCAUUUUCUUGCCACCUUUGUGGACAAAGGUUUAACCGUAACGGCCAUCUGAAGUUUCACAUGGAGCGUCUCCACAAUCAUGAUCAUCCUGCUCGUAAGAGCCGGAACCCCUCAACGCAGCAGACCAUCAUAGUCAACAGUGAUGAGGAGGCGCUGGCCACACUACAAUCCCUGCAGGGACAUCAGACAGUGAUCACUCCAGAGCGGUUGCAGGCCCUGGGUCAGGAGCACAUCAUUGUUGCUCAAGAACAGGCUCUAUCAGACCAGGAGGAUGGCGCAUACAUCCAGCAGAUAACUACCAUAGAUGGACAAACAGUUCAGCAACUAAUGACAGGAGAAAACCAGGUGACUGAGGUUCAGUAUAUCAUCUCACAGGAUGGAGUGCAGCACUUAAUCCCUCAGGAAUAUGUGGUUGUAUCUGAUGGAAACCACAUACAGAUGCCUGAUGGACAUAUCAUCCAGUACGAGGGUGAUGGAACCUUUCUGCAGGAGCAACAGAUUGCUGUAAGUCAUGAUGGUCAGAUCCAGUAUCUACCUGUGAGCUCUGAGCAACAAGUGGUGAAUGCUGAGGACCUGGAGGCUGCUGCACACUCUGCUGUCACAGCCGUGGCAGAUGCAGCCAUGUCCCAGACCCAGACGGUCUACACUGAAGCUACACCUGAACAACUGGAGCAGCUGCAGCAGCAAGGCAUCCACUAUGAUGUCAUUACCUUCACAGAGGAAUAGACCACUUUCUGAACAUACCAACUCAAACCACUAUGAGCUGACAAGUACAAUGACCUCAACUUAUUUAUGCAUUCAGCUGAACAAAAACUUUCUCUACUCCACAAUUUCACCUGCUUGGGCAGCUGUUGCACUGUUCACUGAAAUCAACGGCGUUUUGUAAAUUCAAAAGAUUGCACCCAUCGCUUCUAACUUAAUCAUAGGGGCUGUGCACUCGAGUCAGUUUAAGUAAGGUCGGUUUCUUGCAUUAUCGUUGACAAUUGUUCAUGUUUACGUGCCUCAACUGCUUCCAUUUAAAUAACAUAACGAAAUCAAAUUAAAUUUAAAGGCUUAUAUCAUGUUACAGGAACUAUACCAAGUGUCCAAAGGAACAUUUGUGUUUAUGAACAGGUGAAAUGAAAAAGCAGUGUUUAUUUCUGAUCUGAGAACAUAUGUUUAGUAUAUGAAUGCCACAUCAUUGUUUUUACUUAAUAUUCAUUGGUAUUUACAUAUCUUUUGAUUUUUCCUUUGCUCCAUGAUGGAGAAUAUGUGUUGAUUUGGUGAAUAGAAAAUGUUUAAUAAGCUGAAAGCUGACACCAAAUAAAUCACUUUGUGUA